This is a messenger RNA of Acanthosepion pharaonis, 1164 nucleotides long. The record is from the annotation of a GenBank genome assembly. Lineage: Eukaryota; Metazoa; Mollusca; Cephalopoda; Sepiida; Sepiidae.
AUGUUUUUCUUUCUUUUCUCUUUCUCACGUUCUUUCUUUCUUUUCUCUUCUUCAUUUUCCUUCUUUUCUCUUUCUCUCGUUCUUUCUUUCUUCUUUUCUUCUUUCUUUCUUUCUUUUCUCUUUCUCUCCCUCUUAUUUUCUUUCUUUUCUCUUUUCUCGUUCAUAUUAUUUGUCUUCUCUUUUUCUCCCUUCUUUCUUUCUACUCUCUUUCUCUCGUUCUUACUUACUUUCUUUUCCCUUUUUCUCGUUCUUUCUUUCUUGUCUUUUUCUUAUUUUCUUUCUUUUCUCUUUCUUUCGUUCUUUCUUUCCUCCUUUUCUCUUUCUCUCGUCCUUUUUUUUCUUUCCCUCGUUCUUAAUGUCUUUCUUUUUCGUUUUUCUUAUUCUUACUUUUUUUUCUUUUUUCUUUCUGUCGUUCUUUCUUUAAUUCUUUUCUCAUUCUAUCGUUCUUUCUUUCUUUUCUCUUUUUCGCGGUCUUACUUUCUUUCUUUCUUAGCUUCUUCCUUUCUUUCGUCUCUCUUUCUCUUCUUCUUAGUUUCUUUUUUCUCUCGUUCUUACUUUCUUUCUUCUUCAUUUCUCUCGUACUUUCUUUCUUCUCCAUUUCUCUCUUCUUUCAUUCUUCUCUCUUUCUUUUCUUCGUUCUUACUUUCUUCUCUCUUUCUCUCGUUUUUCUUUUUUCUUUUUCUCGUUCUUUCUUUAUUUAUUUUCUCUUUCUUGCGGUUUUUAUUUCUUUUCUCUUUCUCACGUUCUUUCUUUCUUUUCUUUUUCUUUCGUUUGUUCUUUCUUUUUUCUUUCUUAACAUUUUUCAUUCUUUCUUUUUUCUUUUUUCAUAUUCAAUGUCUUCUUAUUAAUUUCUUAACAUUUCUCAUUUGUUCCUUCUCUUUUUCUUUAUUUCUCUUUCUUCCUUUUUUCUUUGUUUUCCUUUUUUUUCUUUCUUUCGUUUCUUUACUUUUGUCCAUUUAUUUCUUCAUUUCUCAACAUUUCUCAUUCUUUCUGUUUUUCUUUAUUAUUCUUUCUUUCUUUUUUCUUAACACCCGCUUGUUUCCUCCCCUCCUUCCUUCCUUCCUUCUUUCUUCCUUUCUUUCUUUUUUCUUUCUUUCUUUCUUUCUUUCUUUCUUUUUUCUUUCUUUCUUUCAUUCGGUCUUUCUUUCUCUCUUUAAUGUUUAA